This is a messenger RNA of Babesia bigemina, 2049 nucleotides long. RefSeq names its product PET112 family, N terminal region domain containing protein, putative. NCBI's taxonomy places the organism in Eukaryota, Apicomplexa, Aconoidasida, Piroplasmida, Babesiidae. Gene Ontology annotation, biological process: mitochondrial translation; glutaminyl-tRNAGln biosynthesis via transamidation. The record is from RefSeq and is a predicted model, not a curated record. Bases 1 to 2049 code for a protein of 682 amino acids. The transcript has a single exon. Gene Ontology annotation, molecular function: glutaminyl-tRNA synthase (glutamine-hydrolyzing) activity.
AUGGUAGCCAUCCUUCACAGCCUUGCCGCGGUUACGUACGUCUUAAUAUAUGUAGGUGUAUCGUUUGGAGUUGCUGUAUCGGGGUUCUCGGUUAUUUCUACGGCGAGCCUCUUGCUGUCUUACCCGCAUGCUUCCACCUUCUUUGGUCGCCGGCCGGCAAGUAACACCAAUCACCGCGCUAGAUCGGUUUCUUCAGCCCUUUCACGUGGGUUCUUCGUUCUGUUUGGCCAGGAAGCGACAUCGGGUUGCGUAUCUCCGGCACAUCACGGCGACGUUAGGUUUGUGGCGGGCGUGGAGGCCCAUAUCCAGCUGGCAUUACCUCAUAAGAUAUUUUGCGACUGCCCCAGCAUCGCUUCGUGCACUUCCGGGCAGGCAGAGUGCGGCACUUCCGCAGUAAAUCACGAGGACAAUGCGGGUGCCACUGUCGCCGACUGCCUUCCGUGCGAUGACUUAUACGAACGGCUAAACAGUAUAUUGGCCACACCAGGUAGUGAUAAGUCCGAGUGCGACUCCAAUGUACCAUAUUUUAAAAAUGAUUGCAUGAUAUCGUUUGAUGAUUAUGCGUCAAUGUACAAUAACCGCAGGAAGGCCAGACGUGCUGCUGAAUACGGUUGCCGGCCAUCCGCAGUUGACAGGAACUCUAUUCACGAUUUGAGCAAGUUUAAGUGCGCUGUAUGCAUGGGCGAAGUUGGAGCGCUUCCGCUACUUUCUCCUUUGGCAAUUUUGUACGGUUUGUCCGCAUGCAACACGUUUUCGUGUGAGCCGAGCAGUUCUGUCUCUUUUGAAAGGAAGGUCUACUCGUACGCCGACCUCCCUAAACGUUACCAGUUGACUCAGGUAAGCAACCCCAUCGGUACAAAUGGGCGCGUGUUGUUGAGCAGCGGCCGGGAGAUCCGCAUCGCGCGUGUACACUUGGAGGAGGACACCGCACGGACUUUGACGAUGGGGGACGGGUCUUCUCUCCAUGAUUACAAUCGAAGUGGCGUAGGUCUGUUGGAAGUCGUCACCGAAGCGUGUGAAAUGACGGUAGAAGAACUGGUAGAAUGCUGCUCAAAGAUCUACGAGUUGUCGGUUCGUGGUGGGUUGUCCAAGGGGCUGAUGCACGAGGGCAACAUCCGAUUUGACGUCAACAUAUCGUUACCUUCUAGAGGUCCAAAUCGCUACGAACUGAAGAACUUGAACUCGUUCCGACGCAUUCGUCGGUCAGUGCUCCAGUGUCUGUCUUCCGGGUGUUUGUCACAGCCGGCUUCCGGUACAGGUAGGAUGGACAGUGAGAAGGCACAGGAUAAAGUCAACCGACCGAAUGCAUGGGUAGAUGUUAUGCAGCACGUUCUAGAAGAUGAACCGGUGCCAGAUGCUGCUGCCACUGUUGGUUCUACCCUGGGGUGGAGUCAUGCCUCUAAGGACGUGGAAUACCAGCGCGAGAAGUCUGCAAGUGCCCUGUAUCUAAACGCCCCUGAUACCAACAUACCGACUAUAUCUAUCAGCUCAGAGUUGUUUUCUAGGGUGACAGCAGUUGCCCCGUCUGACUAUCGUCCGAGCUUGGAGUCCCUGCAUGAUGCGUACCCCUCAGUGCCGCUUGAUUUGCUGAGAGUGAUUCAGAAAAGCGAUGCACACAUUGGAUUAUUUCGUCAAAUGUGCGAUGCAAUCGGUGACCACCCGUUUGUGGCAAAAUGGCUAGUCAACUACGUUAUACCGGUUGUUGAUGUAAGUUCGGUGGAUGUGGAUCAGCUUUGUGAGCUGCUGAACGGCGUGUAUUCCAAACGGCUGAACUUAGACACGGCCAAACGCAUAUUGCGCGAUUACCUGUCAAGUGGUAUGCAUUUGGAGGAGUAUAUGCAAUGCCAUGAGCUUGGCCUGUUGGACGAGCCGGCGACCCGUGAGUUUGUGCAGAAUUACAUGGCUUCGCACAGCGCCGGACACACGACUGCCACUAUGGACAGGAAAUCGCUAAUCCGUCUCGUGAGCGACAUUGUAGCGGCUUCCGGCCAUCGUCUGAAUUACGCGAUGGUUCGUGACCUACUGGCCCCUCCACCGGUAUCCAGCUAA